Molecule: messenger RNA, 618 nt
Organism: Pneumocystis murina B123
Lineage: Eukaryota; Fungi; Ascomycota; Pneumocystomycetes; Pneumocystales; Pneumocystaceae
Exons: 4
Coding region: 1-618 (205 amino acids)
Biological process (GO): double-strand break repair
Cellular component (GO): site of double-strand break; nucleus
Source: RefSeq, a predicted model, not a curated record
AUGACAACCUCUACUAUCCAACAACACAUGGAACAAACAUCAAUAGCAAAGGUUGAUAGGUUUAAAUGCUUAUGGACAGCUAAUAAACAUCAAAUAAGAAAACGUUGGCAUGAUGGUAUACUUCAUUUUCAUACUUUUAAUUUUCGAGCAAUGUUAUAUGAUGAAGCCAAUGUGCUGAUAGAUGAUCUUUUUAUUCCAAAACAACAUAUUGUAUCUGGAAAUGAAAUAGAAUUUGAUAAUUAUUUAGUUAUAAUUGAAGAUGCCUUAGAUGCUAUUUAUUCUGAUAUAUCAUCUUUAUAUGUACGCCAUCAAGAACGGAGAGCAAAAGAAACAGAAAAGCCAUCAAAAACACGAUACUUAAAAAAGCGUUCAAAAGAACAAACACAACCUGAUUCACCCUCUAUUAAUACUUCUUUGUAUACUCUUUCAAAAGAAACAAAAACAAAAACUCAAAAGCAUCUUGUUAGCUCUACAUGUACGACUUCAAAAAAAAAACAAAAAGAAACUAAAUUAUCAAUGAAACAAAAAGAUAUGUUAGAGCAUGAAGAAAAAGAUAAAGAGCAUAUAUAUGAGACGUUCAUAUCAGAUGAUGAAGCAUAUGAUUUAUUUUCUCAAUAA